AUGUGCAGCAAUAUUAGAACAACCAUCAAUAGGAGCAGCAACAGCAGCAGCAGCAGCAACAGCACCAACAAUAGCAACAACAACAGAAGCAGCAGCAGCAGCAACAACAGCAGCAUCAGCAGCAGUAGCAGCACAAACAGCAACAACAACAAGAAAAACAACAGCAGCAGCAGCAACAACAACAACAGCAGCAACAACAGCAACACCAACAGCAGCAGCAGCAGCAACAGCAGCAACAGCAGCAGCAGCAGCAGCAGCAUACUUGGUCUGCCGGGUGUACAUAGCGAAGGUAAAGGAAGCCCGUGCACCGAACAUAAGGAGACUCGCGGUGGUUCAGCAACGUAUGCAUCUGCAGCAGCAGCAGCAGCAGCAGCAGCAGCAGGGAUAGCAGCAGCAGCAGCAGAAGCAGCAGUAGAAGCAGCAGCAGCAGAAGCAGCAGCAGCAGAAGCAGCAGCAGCAGAAGCAGCAGCAGCAGCAGCAAAUAAAAUAACAGUGUAA
Molecule: messenger RNA, 498 nt
Organism: Eimeria mitis
Lineage: Eukaryota; Apicomplexa; Conoidasida; Eucoccidiorida; Eimeriidae
Exons: 1
Coding region: 1-498 (165 amino acids)
Source: RefSeq, a predicted model, not a curated record